GUAUCGAAGUACAGGAGAUCUGUUUCAUCUGCCUCUGAUUCUGGGCUUAUUUCAACCAGCGUGUACGUUGCUUAUGAUGAAAGUGUUCGGGCUAAUAAAGAAUGUCUUCUGCUACCACAAUUCCCUCUCUUUCAGAAGGGUAUACAACCACUCCCACUACUUCUGAAAUUCCAUUUAUAGUUGAUCCUGAAACACUUGCUUGUGAACCAGAGAUAUAUCCAACCCUGCCAGUUGCUGUUGUCUACAGCCUGGUGUGUUUCCUUGCCGUGAUGGGGAACCUGGUGGUGAUGAUCGUCAUUCUUCACAAUUGGCGCUCUACAUCAUCCACAGACAUCUACCUGCUCCACCUGGCCAUGGCUGACCUACUCUUUGCCAUCUCUCUGCCCUUCUGGGCAGUGGAUGCCAUGUCUGGGUGGGUGUUUGGCGAUGCCAUGUGUAAGGUUGUCAGCAUGGUCCAGGAGGUGAACUUUUACAGUGGCAUCCUGUUUCUGGCCUGUAUCAGUGUUGAACGUUACCUCGCCAUCGUCCACUCUGCCCAGUUCCACAGGGAGAAGUGGCCAUUCCUGAUCAAACUGGUCUGUGCUGUUGUGUGGGUGCUGGCUGUUCUCCUGUCUUUACCCAUCCUCUACAGGAGCCAAUUAUUGGAUACUAUUUCCGACAAAUUCAUCUGUAAUGAAGAUCAUGAUGGUGAAUAUGAUAAGAAAUGGAAAAUAGCCACCAAAACCUGUCGCCAUGUCAUUGGGUUUCUCAUCCCACUGUGUGUCAUGGUCUUCUGCUACAGCAUCACCAUCCACAGACUGUGUCGUACGAAGGGAUUCCGGAAAGAGAAAGCCUUGAAGGUCAUUAUCGCCGUUGUGCUCGCUUUCCUCGUCUGUUGGCUGCCCUGCAAUAUCACUGUGUUUAUCGACACUCUGGUGAGGAUGAAGGUCACCAGCACCUCUUGUGCUGGGCGCAACCACAUCAACCGAGCUCUGUUUGUCACCCAGUGUUUGGGGUUUCUGCACAGCUGCGUGAACCCAAUAUUAUACGCCUUCAUCGGGGUGAAAUUCCGGGCAAACCUGCUCAGGCUCCUGGCUGAUAAAGGACUCAUGAAACACACUGAUGUAUCUCUUGAGUUUGAGAGAUCGGCUAAGCUGUCAGUCUCUCAGGCAACUUCAACCACCAUUUAG
This is a messenger RNA of Mobula hypostoma (lesser devil ray), 1169 nucleotides long. Its product is annotated as C-X-C chemokine receptor type 2-like. The transcript is spliced from 2 exons. Gene Ontology annotation, cellular component: external side of plasma membrane; membrane. Gene Ontology annotation, molecular function: C-X-C chemokine receptor activity; C-C chemokine binding; C-C chemokine receptor activity. The record is from RefSeq and is a predicted model, not a curated record. NCBI's taxonomy places the organism in Eukaryota, Metazoa, Chordata, Chondrichthyes, Myliobatiformes, Myliobatidae. The coding region runs from base 102 to 1169 and encodes 355 amino acids. Gene Ontology annotation, biological process: immune response; G protein-coupled receptor signaling pathway; calcium-mediated signaling.